UUGGAGGACUUCUUGAGAAAGAGAAUUCACUGUGAAAAAAAACAGAGUAUGACGAUAAAAAGACGGGAGGGAGAGGCAGCCACUCAGGGGAGAAAGAGAGGGGGUGUUGAAGAGGAGGAGGAGGAGAGAGUCUGAGAAACAGCUUAAAACAGUGAGAACUGCAGACAUUCGUGAGCACAUGGAAAGAACCAGAGCAGCGGGAACAAAGAACUUUAAGAAAACAAACUAAGCAUCAUUGAAAGAGACAUGGGAUCACUUUGUGGGAACCUGGCUGUACUUCUCCUCUUCCUCUCACCUCUAAUGCACUCCCACCUCUCUGCUCAUGCUUCUACAUCUUCCCCACCCGUCACUCGAAAGAAGAUCAGAAUUAUGAAAGACUUCACCUUGGUUAACGUCAGCACUGAUUAUGAUGACUACAGUAUUGUUCCUGAAGUGGUGCCCUCAGUUAAAAUUCCCCGUUUGUACAAUGAAGUCGGGACUACAGAGUGUAACUAUGAUUCCUGCCUGGAAAAUCAGGAGUCCUGUGAAAAGAUCCAAGCCAGAGAAGGGUGUCUCUGCCCUGGGAGGAGUGAUGAGGACAGGCGUCCUCAUGCUCCACGUAUAAAAGCCCUGCAGCCAAUCUCCACAGGGGAAAACGCAGGGAAGAUAGAGGUGUGGUGGUGCGCUCCUGAGUCAGUUGUUUCCUCCUACAAGGUGAUUGUAGAGGGAAGUGGCAACGAUUUGGAGUUUGGAAAUGGUGCCCGACGAGGCACGCUGGGAUAUUUGGAGGUGGGGACAAAGGUUUGUGUGGAAGCAAUAAACAAAGCAGGACACAGCAGUAACUCGGACUUCUCCUGUAAGCGGUACGAACGCUCUGAAUCUUUGGAGCUCAAACUGCUGGCUGGGGUCAUAGGAGGAGGAAUUGUCUUAAUUCUGCUUCUUAUUAUAGUAGUUGUGGUCCUCUGUAGGAGAAAAAUAUGUCAGAAAGCACAGCGGGACUCAGUCAGUGGACUGGGAAAUCCCACUUACAAAUCAGAAAGAGUAUCAUGAUCCAGACAAAAGAAAUGAGGACAGUUGAAUCCAGUCAAGUUAAUUAAUAACAAAAGAUUAAUAGUUUUUAAUGGUGUGUCUUAUAACGAACACAUGGUUUGAACUCCUGCUUCAAAGAAUCUGCACACAAUCAUGCAAAAAUCAGUGAAAUAUGACUAACAUUUGUUGUUUUGUUGUUAGUUUUACAGGUUUGUUUGCAGGCGAAUUAACCUUAGUCGAUUAAUUUUACAAUAUUUUGUUGUUAUUUUAUUGUUAAGCUUACAUAUUAAUUGUGUUUUUUCUAGAGAGCUGACUGAAAUUGUUUUAAUAAAAUUAUUUUUAUAAAAGUCGGCGUAUGAGUGAUUUGAUUUCUGUGAAAAUGGCAUUGCAGUGUUCAUUUAUUUGUUUGUGUACAUAAUCAUUUAACAUAACUUAAAAGAUUGAGCUCUGCAUAAACUGGGGUAUUUUGCUUCACAUCCUGAUGCACACUCACAUGCACCAUUAUAGUUCUCUAAAAAUGGGUUUUGACUGGAUUUUAAAAAAUGCGUAUAUAAAAUGCAGGACAUUUUAAAUUAAAAAGUGUUUCAGUAAUUCAUUUUAACCCCUUAAAGAUGGGAUAUUAAACUUUUAUCUUUUCUUUUCAUGGUUUUUACAUAUUUGUUAAAACUGUCAUUAUGUGCUGACAUGAGAUAAAGCUCUGGAUUUUUAGAUUAAGUUCAGGGUCCCUCCAGAAACUCCUCUCUUUUCACACUUUAAACGGUUUGUUUUACUCUAUUUUUAUUGUCAGGUAAUACCAUCAGACUUGUUGCGGCUUUUAAUUCC
Molecule: messenger RNA, 1830 nt
Organism: Poeciliopsis prolifica (blackstripe livebearer)
Lineage: Eukaryota; Metazoa; Chordata; Actinopteri; Cyprinodontiformes; Poeciliidae
Product: LRRN4 C-terminal-like protein
Exons: 2
Coding region: 247-1029 (260 amino acids)
Source: RefSeq, a predicted model, not a curated record